Molecule: messenger RNA, 6245 nt
Organism: Loxodonta africana (African savanna elephant)
Lineage: Eukaryota; Metazoa; Chordata; Mammalia; Proboscidea; Elephantidae
Gene: RMP64
Product: nucleolus and neural progenitor protein
Exons: 9
Coding region: 674-2155 (493 amino acids)
Biological process (GO): positive regulation of Notch signaling pathway
Cellular component (GO): nucleus
Source: RefSeq, a predicted model, not a curated record
CCGCCCCCGCGCCCCUGGCGGAGCCACCCGUCCCAUGGACUUCGGUUGCGGGCUCUGCGGCCCUGCAGUUCCUGGUCUCCAGGGUGGGCUCGUCCCCCCCAGCGGUCGCCGGUCGUUGGGCGGCGUCCCCGUAAACCGACGUGGUCACUGGCGCGUGUUGCUAUUGCUGUGAACACCCGGUAGUUAGUAGCUCGGCGCCAUAGCCAGGUGGUCUGGGUUCGAAUCCUGGCUUUUCUCGUUUGCUGGAGCGUGGGGGACUUCCUUAAACUGUCUUCGUUUGCCCGUUUUCAAAUGGGGAUAAAAAUAGUGCCUAUGUUGUAGGGCUGCUGAGAAGAGAGUUAAUAUUGCACGGAAAGCAUUCGGAACACUCCUGACGUGCUUUACCCCAACCAAACCCAGUGCCCUCGAGUGGAUUCCGGCUCAUAGCGACCCUAUAGGACAGAGCAGAACUGCCCCACAGAGUUUCCAAGGAGCGCCUGGCGGAUUGGAACUGCCGGCCUCUCGGUUAGCAGCCGUAGCACUUAACCACUAAGCCACCAGGGUUUCCUGACGUGGCCUCUGCGUGGCAGCUGUCAUUAAAGAGUGCAGCCUCAUCACACGGUUGCUGAAGAGCCAAGCCCUAGAUGCAGAAACAGAUGUGUUGUGUGCAGUCGUUUACAGCAAUCACAACAGGAUGGGCCGCCACAAGCCCCAUCUGGCCCUCAAGCAGGUUGAACAAUGUAUAAAACGCUUGAAAUCCAUGAAUUUGGAGGGUUCGAUUCAAGACCUUUCUGAGUUGUUUUCUUCCAGUGAAAAGCAGCCUGUAACUACCAGAGAAUGUGUGAUUCCCAGUGAACCCGUGGUGGAAUUGGUGUUGCUGAAGGUUUUGGGAGCCUGCAAGUUGUUACUCCGCCUGCUAGACUGUUGUUGCAAGACAUUUCUCUUGACCGUGAAACACCUUGGUUUGCGAGAAUUCAUCAUUUUAAACCUUGUGAUGGUUGGGCUGGUGAGCCGGUUGUGGGUUCUCUAUAAAGGUGUUUUAAAAAGGCUGAUUUCUUUAUAUGAACCAUUGUUUGGAUUGCUCCAAGAGGUCUCCAGGAUUCAACCAAUGCCUUACUUUAAAGAUUUCACCUUUCCCUCUGAUAUUGCCGCAUUUCUCGGACAGCCCUAUUUUGAGAUCUUUAAGAAAAAAAUGUCUACAGCUUUUGCAACUAAAGGGGUAACUAAGUUGCUGAAUAGACUGUUUUUAACAAAAGAGCAACCACAGAUGUCAAGUGAAGAAGCCUUACUUAGAAUUACCAAAAAAGCUAAACAAAUGAAGACCGAUAUAGAGAAUAACGUGGAUCUUGGCCAGCCAGUAAGGAGUAAGAAAGCCUGCAGAGAAGAGUCGUCAGAAUUUGAUGUGAGGGCUUUCUGCAAACGGCUGCAACACAGAGCCACUCAGGAGACCAACUAUGAGUUUAAAUGUUCUCAGUCCAAAAUAAAGGCAACUAAACGUUCUCCUCAGAAAGUAACAGGAACUUCCUGUGUCAAAAGAUUUGUGCAAAGAUUCCGAGAGGCUGAGACUUUUAGACAGCUUUCUGAAGAAAUCCAAAUGGUGAUUGUAUGGUGCAGGAGCAAAAAACUCAAAGCUCAGGCCACCUUUCUGGGUAACAAACUGCUGAAAAGUAACCGGCUUAAACAUGUGGAAGCCCAAGGUUAUAGCUUGCCAAAGAAAUUAGAGUGCAUAAAAACAUCUGUUUGCAACUGCAUUCUUGGUGGCUCAGGUAACAGAACUUCAAAGCCUCGUCUGAGACAAAGAAGGUCACAGAAUACAUUUCUACCGAGACAAAGGAAACCGCAGAGAAUGCUGCCGUCAACCCUUUCAAAGGAAACUCACCAGCUCCCUCAAGGGAGGAUGCAGAAGGGUGCUGCAGGUACCAGCGCUGAGGGAGAACUCUCUCACCUCACAGUUGGGGGAGCUCGUCUCCACCCUCGCCGUAAGCAGCACUUAAGUAGCAGAGCUUCCCACCCUGUCCUAAGAACCAAGGAGGAACAAAACCAUGGCAAUCUCACAGGAAGCAAUGAAAAUGAACCUGGUUCAGGGACAGUGACUCAAACAAACGAACAGAGUCCACCAGGAACUCUUAAGGAGAGAGAUGACAUUGAUGACAUUUUUGCUUUAAUGGGAGUUUAGACGUUCAUCGCUUUUAAGUGAUCAACAAGCUGGUCCAGGGCUCUGCUGUUCUAAGUGGAGCUGCUGCUACCUGGAAGUACCACCUGGACGGCAAGAAUCGCUGCUUUAGUGCCACACUGCACAGGAGUUUUCCGUUCAGUGAACACAUACAGUAUCUUUGUGUCAUUUAACAAACAUUUAUUUGGCUCCAGCGAGGAGCCAGGGGUUAAGAUGAAAAAUCUGCCUCAGCCUGCCCUUGAGAAUUGGAUAUAAUUCCUUGACUGAGGCUGGUAUGUGCCUGAAAAACUAGACAAUUUUAUGAUUAAUCAGGGAAUUAACAGUUGUAAUAAUUAGGUUUGCAAAACCUGACUGGGUUCCUUGAUGGACGUGGGGUUGGGGUAGAACUGGGGAGCAUUUAGAAAGCCCCUGAAAGGUCGGUUGCCUUACUGGCUCUGUCACGAGUAGGUCCCUCUCAGCAUACCGUUUCUUACUUCUGAUGGUUGUGUUGUCUUGCUCGUAUAGGUUAGAAUUGAUAGUCAAAGGGAUUGUUUUGCCACUAAUUGGUCACAACCAUUACUUCAUUUGUUCAUGUUAUCUCAUGGGUCCACAUUAUAAUGCUUCUGAAGUCCUCCAAAAGGUUUUUACUGUUUUAUUUGGGUGCUUAUAGGCUGUACAUGAAAUAUAACAGGAUAACAACGCAGGAGUAGGCCAGUGUUGUGGACUGAAUUGUGUCCACUGAAAAUGUGUUGUAAAUCCCAACGCUCACACCUGUGCUUAGAAGCCCAUUUGAGAAUGGGUGUUGUUACAUGCUUGAGAAUGUGACAGCAUCGGUGCAGGGUGUGUCUUGCAUCUCUUUUGAGAUAUAAAAGCACAGAGCUGGGUAAGAUGGACGCCACGCCACAUGAAGAUCGCCAAGGAGCCCAGGGACAGAGGCUGAAGAGAAAAGGACCUCCCCAGAGCUGCCAGAGAAAGCCUUCCCCUGGAAUUGGCGCCCUGAAUUCGGACUGCUAGCCUCCUAAACUGUGAAAAAAUAAAUUUUUGUUUGUUAAAGCCAUCCACUUGUGUUGUGAUAGCAGCACCAGAUGACUAAGAAAGUAAAAUGAAAAAGCCAACAGACACAAAAUAGACCCAAGAAUGAGCCAAAUAUAUAAAUUUACAAUCAUUUGUAAUGAUGUGAAAUUUGAGGUUUCUUUCAAAUGUUGCAGCUUACUAGAAUUAGGUUAAUAACCUUCGAUUUGGUAAGUAGUUGUUAUACCCUCAGGUUUUAUAAAUUGUUAUAGAUUUACAGAAAAAAAAAGUGCCAUAGUAUAUACUACAGCCGUCUUUUCCUGGCCCUCCUGUCAUUUUCUGUAUUUCCUUUCUGUUCUUUUGGGUGGCCUGGUCCUUUCCCCGUCUGGCUGCUGUACAUUUUCCCACUUGGCUGUACCAGUUUCUCAAAACUUUAGGCUGUCUUAAGAAUCACCUGGAGUGUUGUUGAAAAAUGCAGAAUCCCUGCCCCACCAUGAGAUUGAUAAAGAUGGGUUGGGGUGGGGCCCCAAGUCUGCAUUUUUAACAAGGAGCCCAAGAGAUUUUGAUGCCUGUGGCCCACGGUCCAGUUAGAUAAACACUGGUCUGUGUACUUUCUUGAAACCUUGUCCAACAUCCUAUUUAAUUCAGUGUUUUAACCUCUAGCUAUUUUUCACUGUUUAUAUUCUUCCUGGCUUCCUAUCAAGUGGUAGUAAUUAAUUUGUACCUUAAAGAAGUGUGAAGAAAACCAAGAUGUUACUCAUGGUUAAGCCUAGAAACUGCCAUUGGAAAAUGAAGGUGACUUAGUUAAGAGAACUGGUUGUUGACUCUAGGACCUGGUUUAUUUCCUGGGAGUUGUUUAUUCUCAUGUACCCACUCCCCUUAAGUACCCCAUUUUUUAAGACUCUGUCCCAAUUUUUGAUUCAGAAGAUAUGGUUAAAAAUAUGUUCCCUAGUUUUUAGGAGCUAGAUUGGAGAUGAUGGUGUAGUGGCUAAGUGCUCCGGCUGCCAACCAAAAGGUCAGCAGUUCAAAUCCGCCAGGCACUCCUUGGAAACUCGACGGGGCAGUUCUGCUCUGUCCUACAGGGUCGCUAGGAGUUGGAAUCGACUUGACGGCAAUGGGUUUUUCGUGUUAGGAGCUAGAUUUAGGGUCCAGUCUUGCUUUUCUUCUAUUUGCAUGACUCCACUGAGCUCGUCAGUUUCCCUGGGCUUGGGUUUCCUCACCUGAAGUGGCAUUGUUCCAGAAUCAGCUUUUAUAGCUGAAUGGGACUUGGGAGAUAAUGUGUACCCUUAUUUGAAAUAUCCAACUGGUUCAGGGAGUUGUCUGAGGAGGUGGAACUAUAAAACCUGGACUGGACUAUCAGCAUUUUCCCUACUUCAUUAAUGCUCCUUUGGAGUAAGUUUCAUCAUCCUCCAUUUUCUAUCUCCUACUCCUUACAAUUCUGGCAAAAAUAGUAAAAACUUCAUAUAUGUCUACAAAAUAAUUUACAUAUUUAUAAGGAAUGUGGUAUUCUAUAUAAUUUUCCCAAAUAACUGAAAUUUGUUGUAAAACUUAAAAAUUGAAAAUACACCAAUAUACUUAUCCAGAAAAUGAGAUUAGAAAUAACUGGUCAGGGUCACAUCAUAAUCAACACCAUCAUAACGAGUAACAAUACAAUUGUACUCUUUCUGGUGGCAUUCGAGCACUCAAUUUCUAAGAGCGAUGUAUGGAACCUCCCAUGUGUCACUUGUCCCCUUGGCCUUACUUAAGCCACUGCUGUGGCAACCAGAGUAGUACGGGAACACACCUUGCCUCUGACCCUAGGCUUCUGACUUAACUGCUGGAACUUCCUGGCACUUAAGCGUGUACAACCUGGAAGAACUGUAAGGCCACCUCCCCUCCCCCUGCCCUGACAAUUCAGAUGGGCACUUCACAAGGCUCCUCAGAAGGUCCCUCAAAAUCAAGCACUAGUGGCCUGCAGUGGGGGCCAACUCAAUGCAUUCUUGAUUGGUUUUCCUUCCAUUUCACUCCGACACUGGAGUCACUUCUCAAAUAAACUACCUGUACGCAAGCUUUGGUCUCAGGUUCUGCUUUUAGGGCAGCCAAGGCUAAGAUAAGCAGUGACGUAGCACUGGCAGGCAUUAAGAUGCUUCUGAGAUAAUCGACAUAAUUCACUUAUCACCAUACAUUUUACUUCAGGCAUGUCUAAAGUCUUCUGCUCAAAACACUGCUGGUUAGAAUAAAAUAAACCAGGUCUAUCAACUUUUAAACAACUGAAAAUAUAUUCAGAAUUGAGUUCUUUCAAAAAAGUCAUAGGGGGGUUUUACAGCAAUUUUUUUAAUCUAGUUUUUUUUUUUUUAUAUAGCUAGAGGGCAGUUCUACUGUGUCCUACAGGGUCCCUAUGUGUUGGCAUUGACUUAUGGCAACAGGUUUUCUAUAGCUAUUACCUUUAACAUUCAGCCUCACUUUGAAAAGUUAAACCACUUCUGUGAUAAGUCCAUUAACUUCAGCUCAAGGUACGGCUUUCUCUUUCUAUUCUGAAUCUUUAACAAACCAGUUCUAAAUUGUCACACUACUUUCUUUUGCCUUUCGCAAAUCACAGUUUUGCCACUUAAAGCUGUUUUUGUCUUGCCUUUCACUGGAGAACAUGCUACUUCCUGCAUGACAGGAUUUUUUUUUUUUUGGUGACAAAUUUACCCGUGGAUGCUGCUGUAUCCCUCGGUUGUCUUUGCUUUACAAAUGUGCAGAUGUCCUCUUCAUAUGUAUUGUUGCUGUACUUAGGUGCUGUGGAGAGUCAGUUCCGACCAAUAGUGACCCCUACGUAGGACAGAAGGAAACACCGCCGGGUCCUGUGCCAUCCUCACGAUCACUGCUAUGUUUGAGCCCACUGUUGUAGCCACUGUGUCUGUCCAUCUCUUUGAGGAUCUUCCUCUUUUUUGCUGUCUACUUUAUCAAGCAUGACGUCCUUCUCCACGGACUGGUCCCUCCUAACAUGUCCAAAGUAUAUGAGAUGAAAUCUUGCCAUUGUCACGUCUAAAAAACAUUCUGGCUGUACUUCUUCCAAGACAGAUUUGUUCGUUCUUCUGGCAGUCCAUAACUACAAAAAAAAAAAAACAAACCCCAAACC